Acytostelium subglobosum LB1 is the source of this 1908-nucleotide messenger RNA. RefSeq lists its product as hypothetical. Bases 1 to 1908 code for a protein of 635 amino acids. NCBI's taxonomy places the organism in Eukaryota, Evosea, Eumycetozoa, Acytosteliales, Acytosteliaceae. The record is from RefSeq and is a predicted model, not a curated record. The transcript is spliced from 2 exons.
AUGUCAUCUUAUGAUCAAUGGACUGAGGCUGCGGCCAUUAUCAAACACAAUCACUUUGGUCUUCUACGAGAUAGAAUCAAACGAAGUCUGCACAUCAAUCUCUGCUCGAAUGAUGUUACACAAAUAUGUUCAAGCUCCACCAUCGACAAGGACACAUUCACAAUGUUCUACAAUCGCUAUCAAUCAUACUUUGACAAUACGGACUGUCUUAUGAAUGCAGUCAAAGCUGGCAACCUGCCUGUUGUUCAGAUACUUCUCGAGCAGACCAAGCCUGUUGUGUUUAAACGAGAGGUCGAAUUGAUGAAGGAGGCAAUAGAGCGCGGUCAUUACUACGUCGUCAAAUACCUUUGGGAUCUUGAAACACCAUCGCAUCGUGCCGAACUGGAGAGACGAUAUAAGUACCUGGUCAAGAGGGUCCUCGCAAAGAGAUCGUCCAAUACCAUCCGUUUGAUGCUCGAACCAAACUCAUUCACAAAGGAUCUUGCCGACAAGUAUCUGACAUACUCACUACAAAGACCACAAGACAUCAUACUCACAGAGGACCAACAACUCAUCGAGUCAUUGCUACCUGAUAUUGCAACAUCAAUCAACGAUGGUGAGCCAAUACCAUCGAUGAUGAGCAGACUUGGACAACAGGCUGAGAAGUUAAUAGCACAACUCAGGCUAAUGUGCUCAAGUUGUUCAAUCGAUACAGAUGGUCUAAAUGAUAUCGCAUCAUCGUUACUUGAGAAAUCAAUCAAGGACACAACAUCAUUACAACAACAACAUCAUGUUCCAGUCCAAUCUCAAAGUACACUGGACGAUGGUACUCGACUGGCCUUUAUCAAGAUUGGCGAGUUGUCUACAAUCAUCAAGGCAAAGACAGUGUUGAAGAAGAAGAUUGAUCGUGCCAAGUAUCAAACAUUCUUUUUGGAUGAUUAUAUACGAAGUGGUGACAGCCAUCUCAUACCAUACCUGAUCGAUCGAAACAUUGCCAAACACUACAGAGUCUUCAACAGCAUUGUCAAGUAUGGUUGUGUGGAGCAGGCUCAUUUGGCAAUCAAACAUAUAACAUCAAAUGUUAAUCCUGGUGCCCCACUCAAACGUCUCCCCACCACGCUCUAUCAGAGCUUCCUCGAUGCCCACGAUCAUAACAAGAGUCUCAAAGUGAUCAUCUAUCUCAACUCAAUGGGCAUCACUGUGAAGAAGAAUAUUGAUCGUCGGAUGUUCAAUGGUACAAUGGACAUGUUGCAAUUCUUAUUGUCCGAUGGCAACAAGAUAUUCCCUUUGAAUAGGUUGUCACUGUUUGUGUUUGACGGCAAGCAGCUCGAGUAUUCCAUGAGUACCAAGCCGAAUCUUAUCAAAAGGGAGUCCAUCAAGUUUAUUGCCAAGUUGGCCGCAAUGAAUGACAAUACAGAUAUCAUACAGGUACUACGACAACGCACUCCAAACCUUCUCACCCACUGUUUCCUAAGUCGAUAUUCAUUGCUCAAUGGUGGUCCUCAUCUAAGUGUCUUCAAACUGCUCACAGAGGCCAAGUUUCUAUUCUCCAUCGAUCCCACUGCCUGUAAAGGCAAAUUUGAGGAGCUGAUUCAAACUGCCAUUCAGGAUUACUCCCGUGUUGGACCACUCGAUUGUGUCUUGGAGUGGUCCGACAAGCUCGACGUCAAGUCACACGUCCUGACAACCAUUCUGCCUACAAAGACAAAGAUGUUGAUCAAUAGACAUGAGGUCCAAAUGCUACAACAUCUCUUGGACAUUGGAGCAGUGUUUGAUACAAAGGGCGUGCACAUGAUGGAGGCCUACAAAUCAAAUCCAUCAAUUCAAUCGAUAAUUGCAGAGUAUAGACUACGGAACUACGAGAAUAAGAAGCGUUCAAUGGACAAACAAACAACAUCUACAAAGCCAACCAAGGUGACAAAGAACUGA